Molecule: messenger RNA, 629 nt
Organism: Heterobilharzia americana
Lineage: Eukaryota; Metazoa; Platyhelminthes; Trematoda; Strigeidida; Schistosomatidae
Source: the annotation of a GenBank genome assembly
AUGUCCCGUGAAGCGGAAACUCUUUACCAUGUAAGUGCACCACCUCCAUAUCCUGGUGCCACACCUUCUAAUGUGACUGGGGGUUACAGUGCAACUGCUCAGUCUACUCCAGCGUAUCCCACUUCUUUAACUGGAGGGGUUGCACCAUAUCCGAAUUCCAACUCAACAUCUUAUGCGUGUAAAGCAGGCGAAGCUGCGUCUUCUAAUGGUCCCACGAAUCUUGUAAGUGGAGGCUACUACUUUCCUGAAGAUCCUCAUGCUGUAUAUGCACAACCAGGUGCUCCAAAUGAUGCCCCACCUUAUUUGGAGGCUUCUCGUAAUGGUCAUGCCCAACCACCCCCUUAUCCAACUGACAAUUACAGUUCUCAACAAAAUGCUUCUUCUAAGAAAAAUCAAUAGUUGAGUUCCGUGAUGUUUACUUCAUUUCUGCAUCACAAAACUUUCAACAUUCGCUAUUCAUAUUAUCACGCAUAUUGUAUUUUGGAUGAGGUCUUUGUUGAUUCAUGGUUAUUUCACUGCAUAAUGUGAUAAUCACUUUCUUUAUCAUUUCCUAAGAGACUUAUUUUCGAUUUAAUUCAGAGGACGUGGUUUCUUGAUCAUUAACAAUACGAAUAAAUUUCCUAAGUCAU